AGAGGGCGGGCUAGCAAGAUGGCGGCGCCCAGGAGCCGGUGAGGUGAGAGGCAUCCUGGGGUCCUGGGGACGGCUGCACCAGUGCGUUAUGGCCGCGUCCCCGCACACCAUUUCCUCGCGCCUCCUCACAGGCUCAGUAGGAGGAUGUAUCUGGUAUUUAGAGAGAAGAGCUAUACAGGGAUUGCCACACAGUGUCACACGUCUGCUCAGGAAUGUCAGUAACCAGUGGGUCACGCUCCAGCACUUGAGCUUCCUCAAGCGCAUGUAUGUCACACAGCUGCACAGGGGCCUUAGCCAGCGAGUCAAACCAAAGCCAGAGCUGCCGGCGUCUCCUUUCCUUGAACACACAUCUUCAGAGCAGGCUAGAGCGGAAGAGGAUGAGCUGCCAUCUUUCCCAGCGCCCAGUCGGCCUCUGUCCCGGAAGCCAAGUGAGGAGUUGGUGGAGCGGGAGGCGACCUCCAUAGUGGACCAUUCCCUCGACACAGCCAAAGAGAAAAAGGAAGAAAGGCAGUGGAAAGAGAUGAAGCUUCACACUGACGAUCUGCCUGGCAUUUUGGCCCGGCUGUCCAAGAUCAAACUCACAGCUCUUGUGGUAAGCACCACUUCAGCAGGCUUUGCACUGGCUCCAGGCCCUUUCGACUGGUCCUGCUUCCUGCUUACAUCCCUUGGAACCGGCCUCGCAUCCUGUGCUGCCAACUCCAUCAAUCAGUUUUUUGAGGUGCCAUUCGACUCAAACAUGAAUAGAACAAAGAACAGGCCUCUGGUUCGGGGGCAGAUAAGCCCAUUGCUAGCCGUGUCUUUUGCCACCUGCUGUGCUGUGCCAGGAGUGGCCCUUCUGACCUGGGGAGUGAAUCCACUCACAGGGGCCUUGGGGGUCUUCAACAUUUUCCUGUAUACCUGUUGUUACACACCACUGAAGAGGAUCAGCAUCACCAAUACCUGGGUUGGAGCCGUGGUUGGAGCCAUCCCUCCUGUCAUGGGCUGGACGGCCGCCACUGGAAGCCUUGAUGCUGGAGCGCUUCUUCUGGGAGGGAUCCUGUACUCCUGGCAAUUCCCCCACUUCAAUGCCCUGAGCUGGGGCCUCCGUGAAGACUACUCCCGAGGAGGUUACUGCAUGAUGUCUGUCACCCAUCCAGCCCUCUGCCGGCGGGUGGCACUGCGCCACUGCCUGGCCCUGAUUGCUCUGUCGACUGCUGCCCCGGUCCUGGACAUCACCACCUGGGUCUUCCCUGUCAUCUCCCUCCCCAUCAACCUGUACAUUUCCUACCUCGGCUUCCGCUUCUACGUGGAUGCAGACCGCAGGAGCUCAAGGAAACUGUUCUUCUGCAGCCUGUGGCACCUGCCGCUGCUCCUGCUGCUCCUGCUCACCUGUAAGCAGCGGCCCGGGCAGGAGCGGGACAAGGGAGAGGCUCCGAGCCCAGAGCCAGCCGGGGUGUGGGGAACAUGAGAGCAGACACGUGCAGACAGACACACGUACAGCACUGUCCUGGGCCAGCAGGAAGGGUAUUUUGGUGAUUCUGGCUAAGAGAGUUGGAUGGUGUCAGCUGGUGGCAGAUCAUCUGGUGCUGUGUCGUCACUUACCCGUCCUUUUAAUAUUAAUAUCCAAACUGCUUCCCAAACAAGAAAGGGACUAGCAUAUGGGGUCAGUACAAAAAAAAAAAAAAAAAAAGAAUAUUUCUUCUCUUGGAAAGUCUUUAUGCAUCUUUCCCUCCAGCCCUGUGUUCUCUCACCCACAUGAUAUAUAUGCACAUCCUCCUCCCUCCACCCCAGGCCAGCCCCGCCCCCGACACACACGCAUAUGUGCACACACACACACACACAUGUGUGCGUGCAUACUCACCUCCUGGAGGCCACUGUGGUCAAACAGGUGAGUGCUUGUGACCCAACCUCUGUAGUUCCACAUCUGGAAGCUCCCACACACUGCCUCAGAAGAACACAUAGUGUGGCUACAGCACGCCUUCUCUGCCAGUAAGAUGGGGCCUGACUCUACCCUACCAGUGUUCUCAACCACAUAUUCCCUCAAGUAACACAGCACCCGGCCUGGGCUGCUCACUGGGAGUGGGGAUUCUAAACGGUUGCCUGCAGAUCCCAGGCCACAUGGCCAGCACACACCACCACUUCCAAUCCCACCCCAUACCAGGAGUUCAGAAACCCCAGGAAAUACGCCACGUGCUCAUCAUGCUCUCAGGCAUGGGCUCAGCAUUUCUUUCUGGAAGGGCAUCACUCAGCCUAACCUGAGGGAGAGGGUGAGCUGCGUCAGCAACCGUUUUGUGCCCACUUAUCUCUUGUGCAAACCACAUUUCCACACUGGCGCCUCCUGAGUCCAGAGGCGCUGGCCUCCAUGCCCAGUGGUAUUCAGAGAGGGCAGCAGGGCUCCUAGUGGCCAUGGGUCCAGCUCUGGAACUCCAUGGCCUCUGAUGUAAAAUGCAGGGACCUGUAGGUCUUCGGACUGUUGUGUACUCCCAGGGCUACAGAGAGCAAUGCUGCCUUAAAAUUGUGGAGCCAGCCGGGCGGUGGUGGCGCACGCCUUUAAUCCC
This is a messenger RNA of Mus caroli (Ryukyu mouse), 2537 nucleotides long. It is a transcript of the gene Cox10, whose product is annotated as cytochrome c oxidase assembly factor heme A:farnesyltransferase COX10. Gene Ontology annotation, cellular component: mitochondrion; mitochondrial membrane. Gene Ontology annotation, biological process: heme A biosynthetic process. Gene Ontology annotation, molecular function: protoheme IX farnesyltransferase activity. The record is from RefSeq and is a predicted model, not a curated record. Lineage: Eukaryota; Metazoa; Chordata; Mammalia; Rodentia; Muridae.